Chelonus insularis is the source of this 1141-nucleotide messenger RNA. RefSeq names its product Proliferating cell nuclear antigen (gene PCNA). Lineage: Eukaryota; Metazoa; Arthropoda; Insecta; Hymenoptera; Braconidae. Gene Ontology annotation, biological process: regulation of DNA replication; leading strand elongation; mismatch repair. The record is from RefSeq and is a predicted model, not a curated record. Gene Ontology annotation, molecular function: DNA binding; DNA polymerase processivity factor activity. The transcript is spliced from 4 exons. Bases 158 to 949 code for a protein of 263 amino acids. Gene Ontology annotation, cellular component: PCNA complex.
AGAAAUUAUAAUAAAUCCACACGAGAAUAAUAACCUUGUUUCCUAACGCGAUCGUACGCCGGUUGCUUUGUUGAGUUGUCUUCCAAGUAUUCUUGCUAAUAUUGCAAGUAUUAAUUUACAAAUCUUAUCACAAGUGAAAUAUAAACAGUAAUUCAAGAUGUUUGAAGCAAGAUUGGUACAAAGUGCGAUCCUGAAGAAGGUUUUGGACGCAAUAAAAGACUUGUUAACAGAAGCAUCCUUCGAAUGUUCCGAUUCAGGGAUUCAAGUUCAAGCCAUGGACAAUGCUCACGUUUCCUUGGUCUCCUUGAACUUGAGAAGCGAUGGCUUUGAUAAAUUUCGAUGUGAUAGAAAUCUUUCCAUGGGAAUGAGUAUUCAAACCAUGGCAAAGGUUUUGAAAGGUGCUGGAAGUGAAGAUACAGUAACUCUCAGAGCUGCUGAUAAUCCAGAUACAGUAACUUUCAUCUUCGAAUCAUCUGGCAAAGAAAGAUUAGCUGAAUAUGAAAUGAAGCUUAUUAAUAUGGACCAAGAACACCUUGGAAUUCCGGAAACUACCUAUUCAUGUGUAAUAAAGAUGCCAUCAGCAGAAUUUGCAAAAAUCGUUCGAGAUUUGUCCCAAUUUGGAGAAACAGUUGCCAUUGCAUGUACCAAGGAAGGAAUCAAAUUUUCAGCUUCAGGAGAUUACGGAAAUGCAAGCGUGAAGUUGGCACAGACAGCAGACGAUUCAGACCCUGACGUAGCAGUUGUUAUUGAAAUGCAAGAAUCUGUCAAACAAUCAUUCUCCUGUCGUUACUUGAAUAGUUUUGUAAAAGCUACACCCCUCUGCAGCCAAGUUGUUUUAUCAUUAUCAGGUGACGUACCUUUGGUUGUUGAAUAUAAAAUCGGAGACAUUGGUCACAUCAGGUAUUACUUAGCACCGAAAAUUGACGAAGAAGAAGACAAUGCUAAUUAAAAUAACGUGCUUUGCAUUAUCCGAUAAAAAUAGUAUUAACUUUUUAUAUUAUGCAUGUGAGGAUCAAUUUUUUUGAAAGAGAAUAUGAACUUUUUCUAGUAUGUACCUAUGAUGAUAAAGUGCCUUAAUGAAAUAAUAAACUGUAAAAGGGAGCGGAUGAAAAAUAAUAAAAUAAUUAAUAAUAGUAAACUG